AUGUCUUGCACCGUCACUACGACUGUCAUCGCCACCAGUACCAUUGUUCACCAGCGCAUCACCCCCAGCGCCGUCACCACUGGCACUGACGCCUCCAGCAACAGUGGCACCUGCAAAAUAGUCAGCACAACCGUCGCUGUCAGCACCGUUAGUGCCGGCUCAGCACUGUCGCCCCUGUCACUGUCACUGCUGCCACCGAAGCAGCCACCACCACCACCACCACCACCACCACCACCACUGGUACUGCCACCACCAGCACCACUGUCGCCCGCCCUGCCACUACUGGCUCUGCCACCAUUACUCCACCUAGGGUGCUCACCACUCUUUGGUGUGUCGCUGCCACACAGCAUUUUGGAAGCCUGGUAUGCCGUCGACGAGGAAGCACACAACGGCUGCCCUUCAUUGCCGGAAGAUGAAGAUAACGUCUCAUGUGUAUGA
Schistocerca nitens (vagrant locust) is the source of this 438-nucleotide messenger RNA. Its product is annotated as probable inactive serine/threonine-protein kinase slob2. Bases 1 to 438 code for a protein of 145 amino acids. The transcript has 2 exons. The record is from RefSeq and is a predicted model, not a curated record. NCBI's taxonomy places the organism in Eukaryota, Metazoa, Arthropoda, Insecta, Orthoptera, Acrididae.